Rhipicephalus microplus (southern cattle tick) is the source of this 1524-nucleotide messenger RNA. Its product is annotated as BEN domain-containing protein 5. Gene Ontology annotation, molecular function: DNA binding. Gene Ontology annotation, biological process: negative regulation of DNA-templated transcription. NCBI's taxonomy places the organism in Eukaryota, Metazoa, Arthropoda, Arachnida, Ixodida, Ixodidae. The record is from RefSeq and is a predicted model, not a curated record.
GCAUUUUUUAUUUGUUUAUAGGUGUAUUUAUUUAUUUAUUUUGUUCCGCACGCAGUUAUUGGUAUUGCCCAGUCUUGCCGCUAGGAGUUGUUAUGGUGUUAUUUUUAAUGGACACGACACGUGCGCGACACGCGACUGCUACAUUUUUUUCAGAGAUUGGUGUGUGUGUGAUGCCAUUUAAGGCUUUGUUAAAUCAUCAGUACUACCAUGUACGCUGUUGUUCGUUUCCUGGACGAUCACGACAAACGGUUACACGUCAUUCACGUGCAUGACAUCGAGAAGUUUGAUCCCAAAGACACCAGCGACUACGACAACCGCUUUGUUUACAGCGCGUACUGGCGAGACCCCGUGGAUGACACAAACACUGGUUUGUACAACACGCAAGUCUUGAUGCUGGCAGAAAGCGAAGAUGACGCCCGCGCGAAAAUGCGGGCCAAGAGGUUGGUGAUACCAAAAAUACCUAUGCAAGAAACGACGUCAGAUGAUGAUCCUGAUGAGCUCGUGGAGUCCCAAACAAAAAGAAAAAAGGCUGAAAGAAAGAAACAAAAGAACGACAGAGCAAAUGCUAAAAAAAACAUGUAUGACGAAAUUCUUAAAAAGAAUCUGGAAAAAGCGCACUCUGGGCGUAAACCUAGAGCACAGCCAAGGAAAGGGACAGACACUCCGUCGGACAGCGGGUCCUCCGAUAGUGAUGAAUUGUGCCCAAAAAGUGAAAUUCUUCAAAUGAAGAAGAAGAAAGACGUGUGGAAGGCGAGAACGAAGGCGCUGGUGGUUAAAGAGCUUGAGAAGGACAGAGACAUGUGGAAAUUGCGUGCUGAGGAGCUGCAGCACGACAACCAGUUUCUAAAGCAGCAGGUUGCAAGCCUGCAGAGAUCCCUUGAAAGCAAGCUUUUCAAGCUUGCAGUAGAACAAGACCGGGUGCCUUGCAGUCGGGGCAUGUUGUCAGCACAUUCUGAGACAGAUGAAGGAGAAAGCUUCGUCGGAAAUCUGUUGAUUAUGGACAACAUGGCCUGCAGUGAACGUGUUCUCCCACCGUGCUCAUCUACUGCUGUAGAACCAGAGGAAAGGACAAGCACUGUUGGUGGAGAAAAGAACACUACACAUCCAGGCCCAAAUGGAGAUUUCAUUUAUAUGGAAGAUGGCUCUUUCCAUUUGACGAAAGGCGUAACAAUAAGUGGUGUGUGUGCAAAAAAAAUAUUUGGGAACAAGAAGGCUACCUUGGUGGUGAAGGAUGCUGCCCACGCUAUAUGGGGAAGCAACGUUCUUGCAUCUAGGAGCGUCACAGGGACCGUUGGCUCCAGGAAGAGAGCAUUGGGGGAGCAGCCCAAGCAGCCGCUGACACCGGAGAAACUUCUUGUUGUGUCAGAAACACUCAAGCACUGGGGACAGCAGAAAGACGUCAACACUGCUGACACGGAAAAAAAUCUGCCCAGGAUCCUGGCUGAGAAGAUCCAAGAUCUCCUGAAAUCGAAAGUGCGCAAGCAGAUGUUUGACGAUCAAGCACAAUAAAUUCUUAAACACUAA